CAUCCUCUCAACAUUUCCAUGACUUUCCGUAUAAAAUCCACGCAGAAUCUAUCGUCUCAUGCAUCAAGAUUCUCGACACCAUAUUCCAUAAUUCCCAAAAUACCCUUACCCUCGGCGUCUCCACUCUCCAGGCCUCCGACCAGCUCUCAGAAAACCAGGCAAGCCAAAAGGCUUGGUUUCCAGCUUUCAUGGCGUCCAUGGCCGCUCUCUUGGUCAAAGCAUCAAGCCCAUUUUACUCAUUCCCCAAAAUGCAGAAUGCCCGGUUUGAUAUCGAGCCAAAGCUCUCAGUCUCUACUCUACAUUUCCGAAAGGAAAAGAAGAAUAGCCAGAAGCUUCGCGUCUUCUGCGGUUUGAUUGAACCAGACGGAGGAAGGCUUGUUCAACUCUUUGCCAAGGAGUCUCAGAGAAAUGAGAGGAGGAAAGAAGCGCUGUCGAUGCCGAGGGUUGUGCUGUCUCGUAUCGAUCUUCAAUGGGUUCAUGUUCUCAGCGAGGGGUGGGCAAGUCCACUUCGUGGAUUCAUGAGAGAAUCCGAGUUCCUCCAAACCCUUCAUUUCAAUUCGCUCCGACUGGACGACGGGUCCGUCGUCAACAUGUCCGUGCCCAUUGUGCUGGCCAUUAAUGACGAACAGAAGCAUCGGAUCGGUGGGUCAAGCCAGGUCGCUCUCGUCGACUCAGGCAAUAACCCGGUUGCAAUUUUAAGCAAUAUUGAGAUCUACAAGCACCCCAAAGAGGAGCGAAUAGCCAGAACCUGGGGAACCACUGCCCCUGGACUACCAUAUGUCAAUGAAACUAUAACUAAUGCUGGAAACUGGCUCAUUGGAGGUGACUUGGAGGUUAUAGAGCCAAUCAAGUACAAUGAUGGUCUCGAUAGGUUUCGCCUAUCUCCGGCAGAACUCCGCAAGGAAUUUAUAAAACGUGAUGCUGAUGCAGUGUUUGCUUUCCAACUCAGAAACCCUGUACACAAUGGCCAUGCUCUGCUCAUGACUGACACCCACCGACGGCUUCUGGAAAUGGGAUACAAAAAUCCUGUUCUUUUGCUACACCCAUUGGGUGGGUACACAAAGGCAGAUGAUGUACCUCUUAGUUGGAGAAUGAAGCAGCAUGAGAAGGUGCUUGAAGAUGGUGUUCUUGAUCCAGAGACAACGGUGGUUGCAAUUUUCCCAUCUCCCAUGCAUUAUGCUGGCCCAACUGAAGUGCAAUGGCAUGCAAAGGCCCGCAUAAAUGCUGGAGCCAAUUUUUAUAUUGUGGGUCGAGAUCCAGCGGGCAUGGGACACCCUGUUGAGAAAAGAGACCUCUAUGAUGCUGAUCAUGGAAAGAAGGUACUGAGUAUGGCUCCUGGACUUGAGCGGCUCAACAUCCUUCCAUUCAAGGUAGCUGCCUAUGAUAAAACUCAGAGGAAAAUGGCUUUCUUUGAUCCAUCAAGGCCACAAGAUUUCCUUUUCAUAUCUGGCACUAAGAUGCGAACACUUGCAAAGAACAGAGAGAACCCACCGGAUGGCUUCAUGUGCCCUGGUGGAUGGAAAGUCUUGGUGGAAUACUAUGACAGUUUGGUUUCAUCUGAUAAUAGAAAACUCCCUCAAUCUGUCCCAGCUUAACCAUUUGCACUCUCAUGUACUGUCAUCUGUUUGCGAAAACCCUAAAACUUAUUUACUUCCUGUGCAGUUUGUUCAAAGUYUCAUGCUUGUAAGAUUAUCUCUGUUCAGAUUUCACAUAAAGCAUCCAAGGCACUGGCACAGAGAGAGACAUUACAUAAAGCUAGCCUUGGUCUGUAAAUAGUAUGCAGUCCUUUCCACACCUUGAAGUGACACAAGUAAGCAUUCUAUAGUAUAUUGCUUCUCUGCWAUUUUGAAGGACAAAAUCAGUAGAGUGCCUUCAAAUCAUUGUGGCCUGUAGAUGUCAACUGUAUUUUUGCCCUACAGCAAUUUUUGAAGGAUCUCACGUAUUGCUAUUUUGUUGGUCCAAACAACCUUCUUAGUCAAUGAAAAUAAAGAACUAUAAACCUAUGGGGUUGUUUGGAUAAACUUUUGAUCGGCAUGAAAUGCAAAAUGCAUUACCAACUUGGAAAACGAAUGUAAUGGAGUUCCCCCUUUCUUCAAUUUAUUUUUCUGAAUUGGAAUAUACAAAAUUUCACUCUGCUUUGUAAA
This is a messenger RNA of Nelumbo nucifera (sacred lotus), 2144 nucleotides long. The record is from RefSeq and is a predicted model, not a curated record. Lineage: Eukaryota; Viridiplantae; Streptophyta; Magnoliopsida; Proteales; Nelumbonaceae.